This is a messenger RNA of Symphalangus syndactylus (siamang), 320 nucleotides long. Its product is annotated as eukaryotic initiation factor 4A-I-like. Gene Ontology annotation, molecular function: RNA helicase activity; ATP binding; nucleic acid binding. Lineage: Eukaryota; Metazoa; Chordata; Mammalia; Primates; Hylobatidae. The record is from RefSeq and is a predicted model, not a curated record.
GUCAGGAUUCCCAAUCCAAAGACAUUGGCCCUGAUGGGAUGGAGCCCAAAGGUGUCAUCGAGAGUAACUGGAAUGAGAUUGUUGACAGCUUUGACGACAUGAACCUCUUAGAGUCCCUUCUCCGUGGCAUCUACGCCUAUGGUUUUGAGAAGCCCUCUGCUAUCCAGCAGCGAGCCAUUCUACCUUGUCUCAAGGGUUAUGUUGUGAUCGCUCAAGCCCAAUCUGGCACUGGGAAAAUGGCCACAUUUUCCAUAUCAGUUCUGCAGCAGAUUGAAUUAGAUCUAAAAGCCACCCAGGCCUUGGUCCUAGCACCCACUUGA